Molecule: messenger RNA, 4448 nt
Organism: Hibiscus syriacus
Lineage: Eukaryota; Viridiplantae; Streptophyta; Magnoliopsida; Malvales; Malvaceae
Product: sister chromatid cohesion 1 protein 4-like
Exons: 16
Coding region: 647-4186 (1179 amino acids)
Biological process (GO): replication-born double-strand break repair via sister chromatid exchange; synaptonemal complex assembly; mitotic sister chromatid cohesion
Cellular component (GO): cohesin complex; synaptonemal complex
Molecular function (GO): chromatin binding; protein binding
Source: RefSeq, a predicted model, not a curated record
ACAGUAUUUUUAUCCAUAAUACAAAAUUCAAAAGAGCGCUCGUCUUUCUCUUACACACGACACGAAUCGAUUCAAGUAUCUCUCUUUGAGUUUAUGUCAUGCCUGUCCGAUCUGACUAGCUAGUCUAACUCGUUCUCUCUCCAAUUCCUCCCAACUCAGUUGUUCAGCUGAUGUUUUCCCACUAAACGCAAUCAUUCCGUCGAAGGCUAGGGUUUAGAUAACGAAGUUCAGUUGGAAUUUCUUUAUUGGAUUCUUAAAGUUUGGUAUUUUGAAGUUCUACCGAGUGGCCGCCCUUUGAAUUAAGCCGGAAUGGUAUCGCUUUUCUGGAUUACGGAGUUUUGGGAAGGUUUCAAAGGUUGUCUGGUGGAUGGGGAUUAAUUAGGGUUUCUUUUUUUAUUAAUUAUUUGGGAUAUUUUAAACUUAAUCUGUUUAUUUCCAUACCUGAAGUGGAAAAUUUUAAGGGCUCUACGAGAAUUAGAAAUUUAGGGUUUCUCUCGUGAGCUAUGCGAGAUUGUUGAAUUUUGUAGUGAAAAUUUAAAAUUGUUUUUUUAAUAGGAUAAGAAUUUGUAGGCUUUAAUAAUUGUUUUUUUUUUACAUUUAGAAGUCGGGAAUUUGUAUGAAAAAAUAGGAUUAUAUUGGGAGAGAAAUGUUUUAUUCACAGUUUAUAUUGGCGAAGAAAGGUCCCUUGGGGACAAUAUGGAUAGCAGCACAUCUGGAGAGGAAGCUCCGAAAGAAUCAGGUGGCUGAUACCGAUAUUGGUGUCUCUGUUGACUCUAUUCUGUUUCCUGAUGUACCGAUCGCACUGCGAUUGUCCAGUCAUCUUCUUCUUGGAGUAGUGAGGAUAUAUUCUCGAAAGGUAAAUUACCUUUUUGAUGAUUGUAGAGAAGCCUUGCUUAAGAUAAAGCAGGCAUUUCGCUCCACUGCAGUUGACUUACCACCGGAAGAAUCAACUGCGCCUUACCAUUCAAUCACUUUGCCCGAGACUUUUGAUCUUGAUGACUUUGAGCUGCCUGACAAUGAGAUUUUUCAGGGUAAUUACGUUGAUCAUCACGUUAGCUCAAGAGAGCAGAUUACACUUCAAGAUACCAUGGGUGAUGUGGUUUACUCUACAUCACAAUUUGGAUUGGAUGAGCGGUUUGGUGAUGGUGACAUUUCUCAGAUUGGUUUGCUUGAUGAGGAGCUCGUCUUAGAUCAGGUUGCAGUGCCGGGAUCUGUUGAAGUUUCAGAGUAUGAUCAAGGGUCAGAUAUACCACAAAAACAAGACCCAAGUAAUUUAGAAGCUGUGCCAAUGGAUUGCAGUGGGGAUCAGGUUGAAGGUCUAGCUGCAAAUUCUGGAUUUGUGGAGAACGAUAAGGAUGUGGAUACUCCUGGCUUAGAGGAAGUGCCUUCCUUGUCUGUUGUUCACAAGGCAUUGGCUGAUCUCGUGGAAUCAGAAAACCACAUUCUAACAGAAAUUAAGUGUGUUGAAAAUGCUUCUAAUAAAUCAAAAUUUCUCAAUGGGGAUAAUGGUCCAAUGGAUCAGUCUUUGCACAAUGAUAUAAAUCGUGAUGCUAUAAUCAAUGUGCCUCCUGAAAAUGGUUGGCACAUUAGUGACAUGGAGAAAGAGCAAACUAAACCACAAGGAAAUUCUGUUCAUGAUGCCUCAUCUCUGGAGUGCACAUCUGCUGUUGGUACUAUUAGAGGAUCUGACGGUUUAGAUAAGGUGAAAGAUAUGGAUAAUGGUGCUGUGCACUCUAUGGAUAAAACUGACGGGGAAUAUGCAGAAUCUCCUAGCUGCUCCAAUGUCACCUUUGAUUUGGAGGACACUUCUCGAAGAACAUGUUCAAGUAGCAUCUAUGUUAGCACAUCAGAUGGUUGUUUGGAGAAUGGUAAAGCCUCACACAAAUCUGAAUUUGGCAAUUGUGCUCAAACCACUGACAAUUUAGAAGAGCUAUGCUCACCUGCCAAAGCAAUAGCUUCAGAUCCUUCCUGUCCAUUGGAGUCACCCAGUAGACCAACAGUUAUUGAUGGUGAAGCUCAAGCUUGUCAGGAACGAGAUGAUUCUGAAAAUUUAAAAAAUCCCAUUGUUGACAAAGACCUCUCAUCUCUUCGAGGUCUUGGAAGUGAUAGUUUAGCUGCUGCAGAGGAAAACUUGGUGGAUUUGUCUGGAAGGGAGGAGGAAGUUCGUGCUCCUACAGCUUCCAUUGAGGUGCAAGUUGAAGCCUGCCAAACUCAGAUGUCAGAACCUGGUCUAUGUGAUGAUCAGUUGGAAAAUUCAAAUAAUUGUGCUACAUCUGAUUUGUCUGCACCUGAAAAGUUACUCUCUGCACCGGAAGGACCUCUUGAUAAACCAAGUGAUUUGCUGGGAAACUCUACCCCUGACAAAGAAGUACUAGCAGAGAAUGAUGAAAUUGAUGCUGGAACCAAACUCAUUUCUGGAAAAAAACGAAGUAUAACUGAAAGUACAUUAACUAUAGAGAGUAUAAACUCAGUUGAAUCAUUUGGAAGGCUUGGAUCGAGGAGAACUGCAGAUUCAGUUCCUGAUGAUGAUGACUUGUUGUCUUCAAUUCUAGGUAUUGGAAGAUCUUCCGUUUUCAAGAUGAAACCAACUCCUUUUGAAGUUGCAUCAAUGAAAUGUGCACGAUCUGCACCAAGAUCUCGUGUCACCAAGAGAAAAGUGCUUAUGGACGAUACUAUGGUCUUACAUGGCGAUACAAUACGGCAGCAGUUGGUAAAUACAGAAGAUAUACGUCGUAUACGCAAGAAAGCACCUUGCACUCACCCGGAAAUUUCAUUGAUUCAGAGAAAAUUCUUGCAAGAUGAAAUCUUUAGUGAACCUAUAUUUACCGGUAUCUCGGUUUACUUGGCAUCUUUGCACAGUGAAUCCUAUGAUCUAAGCAGUAUCAGGAUUUCUGAAGUUGAGGAAAAUCAUGCAUCAUCUGAACUAGCUAAGAAUUCAGAGUGUUCUGUUAAACUAAAUAUUGCUGAAGGUGGAACUGAAGGAAGCUAUGUGCCUGUAAUUCUUGGAAAUGAUGAGCAAGCACGAUCUUCUGGCAUUCUUAAUGCUCAGCAGGAUAGCUAUGCUGUUGAUGAUGUACCUCAACUUCUGCAACAUGAACCUUUAGGUGGGAUCAUUGAAAUGGAAAUUGAUGUAGCUAAUAUUGAAGCUGCUAAUGCAGCAAGUCAUUCUGUUUUGAAUGAGUUCCGGGUAUCAUCCCCUACUGAUCUUGUUACUGGAGAUACUAGUAACAUGACAGCUGGGGAGAUAACCAACACCAUGGCUGGUUCCAUGUUAAACAAUGUAACAUGCCUUCUACCUGAUCAAAAUAUGAGCACUCAACCUGGAGAGGAUGCUUCUGAAUUGGAUGUGAGAAAUGACAAAGUAUCUCCUCCUACUGAAGUUUUAGAACAUGAUGUUGAAGGUAUCAUUGCAACUGAGACAAAGGCAACUGAUGAGUUAUUGUUAGAGGAAAGUAAAACCAAUAAUUCAGUUGAGGUUAGUAUGGCAAACUACCCUGCACCUGUUGGAAAUGGAACUGAUUUUCUUGCAACUAUACAAACUGGUGAGUCUGUGAAUGACGCUCAAAAUGCAUAUGAAACUGGACAUGGCAAGGCUGUUGUAGCAGAUGAGGUUCAAGUAGUGGAUGCACUCUUGGAUCAUGAUGACAAAGACACUAUCUGUAAGAAUAGCGAAGAAUGUAAACUAGAUUCUACAUAUUCAGAAAAGGUUGAUACGGCUCUGAAAAAUGCUUCAUUACUUGAUGGAGAAACACCAACCUUUCAGAAAGUUGAUGCAGUCAAUGAGGAAAUGAUCUCUCUUGCAGAUAAUCGAGCUGAACAUGAGGAUGUUGCAGUUGCAAAUGAUACAGAAUUUCUGAAUGUAGAUGCUGAUGAGCUAGGUGAUGAUGAUGAAGAUGACAUGUCAUGUGGUGAUGAAGGUCGUCUUCUUGAAAAUAGUGGAUGGUCUUCUCGUACCAGGGCUGUUGCCAAGUAUCUCCAGAAUUUAUUUGAGGAUGAAGCUGUAAAUGGACAUAAGGCACUUUCAAUGGACGGUCUAUUGGGUCGUAAAACAAGAAAAGAAGCAUCGAGAAUGUUCUUUGAAACACUGGUUCUUAAGACAAGAGAUUACAUCCAUGUAGAACAGGUGAAACCCUUUGACAACAUCUGUAUAAAGCCUCGAGUGAAGCUCAUGAAAUCGAGUUUCUGAUCCCUUUCAUAGGAAAGUUGUUUUAGAGAAGUGUUGUAUUGUCGUUCUAGCUCUGAUGCUCAGGCUCUCCACGUGGUUAUUUAUUUUGUUUCAAAAUGUUUUUUUUCUUUCUAAUACUUGGUUGUUUAGGUUAGCUUAACUGUUGGGGCUAAGGGAUAGCACAUGUCCUAAUGUUGAGUGUAUGCAGGUGGAUAAUAAUUUGUAUGUAUAUAUAAUGUGUAAAAAUAUAUCUCAAUUUUCUGUUGAAGAUGCUAUUUUUUUU